Molecule: messenger RNA, 723 nt
Organism: Mytilinidion resinicola
Lineage: Eukaryota; Fungi; Ascomycota; Dothideomycetes; Mytilinidiales; Mytilinidiaceae
Product: dUTP diphosphatase
Exons: 2
Biological process (GO): dUMP biosynthetic process; dUTP catabolic process
Molecular function (GO): magnesium ion binding; dUTP diphosphatase activity
Source: RefSeq, a predicted model, not a curated record
ACACCACACCGCUUUCUCCACCUUAACACACUCCACCAAUUCCUCCCUUUCCUCUCUACCAUGACCACUCCCAUUGACUCUGCCUCCACCCCCGCCGCCGAAAUCCUCCACGAACCACCCUCUCUCCCAUCCUCCCCCCUCCCCAAACGAACAAAAGUCAUCGAUCCCACUCCCCUCAACAGCUCCUCCGCCCUCCCCCGCGGCUCAGACAGCGGCGCCGCAACACCCACUCCCCUCGCGACGACAUCAAUAGGAACACACCACCCCACACACGCGCUCGGCUCGUCAACAAUGGCAGAAGCGGCCCCAACGCUACAGGUGCAGUUCCUGAGCGACAAGGCCAAAGCCCCAACGAAGGGGAGCGAGUUCAGCGCCGGCCAUGACCUCUACGCGAGCGCGGAUAUCGUGGUGCCAGCGCGGCAGCGGGCGAAAGUGGCGACUGAUAUCUCUAUCAGCGUGCCUGUGGGAACGUACGCUCGCAUCGCCCCCCGCUCCGGCCUCGCCGCCAAACAUGGCAUUGACACGCUCGCUGGUGUGAUUGAUGCUGAUUACCGCGGCCCGGUGAUCGUGCUGCUGGCUAAUCUGUCUGACGAGGACUUCGAGAUCAAGGCGGGCGACCGCAUUGCGCAGUUGAUUGUGGAACGAAUCCUCAUGCCGACAGUCGUGGUGGUUGAGAAGUUGGAAGAGAGCGUCAGGGGCGCCGGGGGGUUUGGGAGCACGGGA